This is a messenger RNA of Mycosarcoma maydis (corn smut), 627 nucleotides long. RefSeq lists its product as uncharacterized. The coding region runs from base 1 to 627 and encodes 208 amino acids. The record is from RefSeq and is a predicted model, not a curated record. The transcript is spliced from 2 exons. NCBI's taxonomy places the organism in Eukaryota, Fungi, Basidiomycota, Ustilaginomycetes, Ustilaginales.
AUGCUCUGGAACUCGCACAAUCGCCCGCUCAACCGUCUCGGCCGUCUCGGCAGCAUGCAAGUUCUCCCGUCGCGCGUACUAGCCACACUCAACAAGUGGAUACGCGGUAUCGACAUGUGCAAGCGGCGCGCAAGAACCGAGUCACGAGUCACGACUUUCAGAAGCGGUUUCUAUCGAGCUGCUGAGAUCCACGCCGUGAGCCGGACGCCGCACAUAAACUCUGUUAGUCCCGAUCUCACAGAACUCGCUUCGUCCGUCGCCGAGUCACGAGUCACGAGUCACGAGCUGCGCUGUGCACGUACGCGUCGGCUACCCACAAUCAUCCGCAGUAUUCACGAUUCUCGACAUGCACGAUUCAUCGGAGAUAUCGUCCGCCUCUUUCCAUCCCCUUACCCCUACGCUUCACUCACCAACAUCCUGCCGCCGCCCAAUGCCCUCUCUCGUCCGGUAGUACAGACUCCUCAUAAAUGUGAACAGCUGACACCUAUUGAUCACGCCCCCCGCGGCACGGCAUCAACCCACCUCGCCUUCCCCCGCAUCACCCAACUCACGCCUUCACACCUAGCCGUCUCUACCACCCAUGUAAUCGAUGCAACAAGCAAAAACGAUCGUCAGACAUUGCGCUAA